This is a messenger RNA of Phascolarctos cinereus (koala), 943 nucleotides long. The record is from RefSeq and is a predicted model, not a curated record. Lineage: Eukaryota; Metazoa; Chordata; Mammalia; Diprotodontia; Phascolarctidae.
CGGUUUGGAAUGUAACAGCCCAGAGACUGAUCUUACCAAUUCUUCCAUUUUUAAACUGUUAUAACAGAGGUUUCACUCUUCUUCAUUUUGAAGAACCUAGGCUCCAAAUGACCCACAGCCACAGUCCUUUUGAGGCUUGCUGCAGAGACAAGCUAUGUCAGGAGUGACUGAAAUGGGUUCUUUAUAAAGCUCCCUUGCCAGUUCCCUUCCUACAUUUAAAUAACUCCUCUACUGUUCAACAAACUUACUUAAAGGUUUCAGAGACGAGGAUGGUGAGGAUAAUUUUUUCUGUGAUCAUUAUGCUGUUCUUCCUUCAAGCAGAUGGCACAGAAAUAAUAUGCAGAUACUGCAAUCUCUCACUCCCCUUCCAUGGCUGCCUUCUGGAUGGUGGUACCUGCAGAGUCGACCCAGGUCAAUAUUGUAAAGUUGAGUACCACGAGCAAGGUGGUGUGGAGUGGUUCUCAGUCAAAGGCUGUACUACUCCCAAAGAAAUAUGCCAUUCAAAGAGAAUAAUCAGCAAUACCAUUCAUCUCACCCAAUGCUGCUACCAAGACAUGUGCAACAUCUGAAUCGGAAUCUCCAACUAGAUGAUUUGGGUCAUAGAAGGGAUACGAUGCCAAUUUACAACCAGCCUAGCAUUAGGAGAGCAACGUAUAUAUAUUUUUUCCCUGGGGCAAGUCGAUCACAAUCUAGUGGUUGAUCACAGGAACUGGUAAAUUGUAGAGCACCUGAUGUCACCAUAUUUCCCUCUUCUCAUCCUAUGGAAUAGUGGGCUUGGGGAGGGGGGCAGGAAAGGAAUGUGGCCAAAGGCUGGCAACUCAUUCCUAUUCCUAAAGCUUUCUGCAGACACUCUCCUCACUCCACUUAAAGACACCCAUUGACAUCCUUAUUACCUCCCCAAGAGAUUCUAAGGCUUUAAUGAAAGGAAAAAAAAUAGCUCUUA